AACUCUGAACCGUACUAAAAAAGAAAAGAAAACUACAAUGGCUAGCUAGCCUGGUCGGUCAGCAAUUUAUACAACAGUACACAGUAUGUAUACCAGAUUGUUUAUAAAAUAACAUUGACAUUUUUAGAUUACCUUUUAUUUUCUUACUUCUUUAUCAUCAUUUCACUCUACUCAAAAUGGAAACGAUUUAAAAACGUCAUCAUGCUCAAAAUCGACACGUAUAGACCAAUAUUUGACGAUAUAUCGCACUGGCCGUAAUCACAGUGACUAUUGUGUGAUUAUUUCUGCUCAUUUGACGGGCGUGUUUUCGUGGAACUCUGCGGGAAUCUCUAGCUUUCGCUUUUAAUAAUAGCUGAAAUACCAAGAACUCACAGGCUUAUGCAAUUGUUUAUUAUUCGUUUCAUUGUUAUAUUUCACCCAAAAAAUAGCCGACAAAAACGACAGUCAUGAUUUGCCAUCUUUGUGGUAACGAUAAAUUAUCUAAAGAGUUUCCUGAAGAACACCUCACGGAAGAUUGUAUUAAACAUGCGUUACUGCAUUGUCUAAGGUGUGUUACGACGGCCGUGCAAGAUCACCAGAAGUGUUCCCAAUGUAAGGUCCAAGUUACAAAAGACAACGAAAAAUACAAGCAGUUUGUUCAGAUUUUGGAGUUGCUUUUCCCUACAGUCGCUACCGGCGAUGAGUUCGAUGCAAAUAGUGAACCCAUUGAUGCUACUAGUGACGAAUCGCAUUCUCAGAUAGUUGUUGCAACGCUUUCUGGAGAUAGUACUACGCUCCCCUACGAUCCAGAUCAGUCCAUUCUGAGUUUUAAAGAAAUUGUCGAGCAAGAACUAGAAACGCCUUGCCCAAAACAAUCCCUGUGGUAUAACGAAAUUGAGCUGAAGGAAUCAGGGCCGAACAACGAAGUUCUUACCUUAAAGGAUUACCAUGUUCAACCCAACAGCAGAAUAUAUCUAUUGGUACUGUUGUAUGCAAUUCCAGAUAGAUUUAACCAGGUUAUCUUCAAUCUUUUAUGGGAAUAUCCGGAGAGUGGCCGUGACUACCUGGAUGCUUCGGUAUUGCUGUACAGUGGAACAAAUUUUGUAGACGUGAUUGAUUUUAGCAAUAGAGAAAGUAAGUCAUGUCCGGGAGUCCAGCAUUCUGGCGAUGUGGUGGAUGAUGACGAGCAAUCGGGUCAUCACACCAUACAUGUGUCAAUCAAAUCGAUUCCGUCUCAUAUCAACAAGCUGAUUUUCACCUUGAGCUCGUGGCAUUCUUCAAAUAUCUCGAAAUAUCCCAGUCUAAGCCUACGAUUCUUCGAUGCGGAGUUUCCUGACAAACAACUGUGCGACGAUAAAAUGAGUCAUGCUGCCUAUUCUCAAGCAAUCAUCAUGUGUUGUUUGAUUAACAGAGGAGGUGGGUGGAAGGUGUUCAGUUUGAAGAGACCCUCCGCUGGUAACGUUUUGAAUUAUCGUCAAAUAAAAAGCACUAGUAUGGCUCUUAUAGAAAAGGGUUACAUAUAAAGGGUUGUUUUGCUUAAACUAAACGACUAUUUAGUUAUUUUGACACUUUCUUGGGUUUUUGACGUGUACGACCUAAAUGAAAAAAUGUUAUAUUUUGGUGGAAAGAAAAACGUUUGUCGUUCAGUCUGCCCUUAACACUUUUACCACAUCUUGCAUGCGCGCGGUGUAUUUAGAAUUAAAAUUACUUUUAUUCAACAAUUUUCUGCAACAUUAAUUUUCCCGCAA
This is a messenger RNA of Dendronephthya gigantea, 1727 nucleotides long. RefSeq lists its product as uncharacterized. The transcript is spliced from 3 exons. NCBI's taxonomy places the organism in Eukaryota, Metazoa, Cnidaria, Anthozoa, Malacalcyonacea, Nephtheidae. The record is from RefSeq and is a predicted model, not a curated record. The coding region runs from base 447 to 1502 and encodes 351 amino acids. Gene Ontology annotation, molecular function: protein binding.